GAUGUAGUGGCAUCAUACCCAGGCUCAAACCAUGAUUCCUAUAUUUUACAACAGAGCUUGUUAGGAAACAUGUUUGCAAAUGGUUCCUUUGGAGAUGGCUUGCUUCUAGGUGACAAUGGGUAUAGUUUGCAGUCUUGGCUGAUGACCCCAUACUUAAAUCCUUCAACAGCUGCAGAGAAAAAGUACAAUAGGGCACAUGUUAAAACACGAACCCAGGUCGAGAGGCUUUUUGGCAUACUAAAAAGCCGUUUCCGGUGCCUGGAUAUCACUGGUGGUGCCCUACUCUACAAGCCAGAAUUUGUGGGUAAACUUGUUAUUGCAUGCUGUAUUCUACAUAAUAUUGCAAAUACUCAUCAAAUUCCUAUUGAAAUAGCAUCAGAUUUACGCGAACAUAUAGCAUGUCAAGGGGAAUAUAGACAAGAAGGCACGCAUGAAGGUCGGGCAAGACAGCAGGAAAUUACACAUCGGUUCUUUAGAAACUAAUUUUUGCAAAAUUCUUUUGGAAAUGUGUUAGAGCCUUUUACAUAUUUAAUUUUACAGUAGUGUCUUUCAGAUUAAAUGUUACCUUGGAAACUCAGUUGGCCAGAUUAAAUGUUGUA
Hyla sarda is the source of this 599-nucleotide messenger RNA. RefSeq names its product putative nuclease HARBI1. The coding region runs from base 70 to 483 and encodes 137 amino acids. The record is from RefSeq and is a predicted model, not a curated record. NCBI's taxonomy places the organism in Eukaryota, Metazoa, Chordata, Amphibia, Anura, Hylidae. The transcript has 2 exons.